UGCAGAUAUACUUCUUCAUCCCCAAGAAAAAUAAUCCGGGUGCAGUCAGGACACACAGAAGGAAUUCCUGCUGGAAACUGCAGGACUGAACCGACGAAAGAUGGGAGGCAGAAUCUGGAUCAUAGUGCUGCUGGCAAUCGGGAUUGAAGGGCAAAUCCGGAUCCCUUUGCAGAAAUUCCCAUCUGUCCGAAACCGGUUUGGCCAGUCAGGGCUUCCCAUUGCCGAAGUAUUAAGGCGAGGUGGAUUAAGGACUGGAAAACCACCAGCUACUGCUUCUGUCACCCACCAGCGUCUCCACAACUACAUGGAUGCACAAUACUAUGGGCAAAUCUGUCUUGGAACCCCUAAACAAUGCUUCAACGUUGUCUUUGAUACUGGCUCAUCUAACCUGUGGGUGCCUUCUUCCAAAUGUUGCCUGAUACAUUUGGCAUGCUGGGUACACAAACAUUACCAUUCGCUGUUUUCCUGCACCCACAAGGCCGAUAAAAGCAAAUUUGAAAUUCAUUAUGGAAGCGGUAGCCUUAAGGGAUUCGUAAGCCAGGAUGUUCUCAGGAUUGGCAACGUCACCGUUAAGAACCAGACUUUUGCUGAGGCUACCGAUUUGCCAGGCUUGGUUUUUGUGGCUGCCAAAUUUGACGGUAUCAUGGGACUGGGUUAUCCCUCCAUCUCAGUAAACAACAUCACCCCACCCUUUGAUAACAUGAUGAAGGCGAAACUUCUGAAAAACAAUGUCUUCUCAUUCCAUCUUUGCAACACCAACGAGACCUCACCACAAGAGAAUGGAGGUGAAGUUAUUUUCGGAGGCAUCAACCACAACGCCUAUGUGGGAAAGCUUCAUUACAUCCCAGUGUCUCGCAAAGCCUACUGGCAGAUCAAGAUGGACAAGAUAACCAUAGAGAAACAAACCAAGGAGAAGGCAUGUUGGCCAUGGAACCUGCUUGAAAAAAACAAUUCAUCCACCAUCUGCAAGGACGGUUGCCAAGGCAUUGUGGACACUGGGACCUCUCUCAUUACGGGGCCAAGCGCAGACAUAAAGAUUCUGAACGAAGCUAUUGGUGCUCAACGUGCUUUUGGCGGACAGUACAUAAUAGAUUGCCAGAAAUUAUCUGAGAUGCCCAGUGUCACCUUUCAUCUUGAUGGCAGACCCUACAUCCUGACCCCCAAAGAAUACACUCUUCAGAUGACCCAGGAAAAAGUGACUGCUUGCAUCAGUGGAUUCAUGAUCCUCGACAUCCCCAAACCCUCAGGACCACUCUGGAUCCUGGGAGAUGUUUUCCUCCGACGAUACUACUCAGUCUUUGACCGAGAUCAUGACCGAGUUGGCUUAGCUGUUUCUAAACAGUCUUCAUGUGGUGCUGGUUCUGGUGGAGAAGAUUAAACACCACAGCUGCAAGCAGAAAAUUCCACUGCCCAUAGAGUGGUCAGACAAUAGUAGCUAUCAUUUGUUUCAUGGUAUUAAGAAUUUAAGAAGCUCUGUGAGGAUUUCUUUUCUUACCAGUAUAAGCAUGGGGUCUGCAUUCACCAUACUUCAUGGAAUAAUUCCGUUUAUAAAUACAAGAACAAGUUUCCAGUCAUGAAGAAGGAG
Crotalus tigris (Tiger rattlesnake) is the source of this 1585-nucleotide messenger RNA. Its product is annotated as cathepsin D-like. NCBI's taxonomy places the organism in Eukaryota, Metazoa, Chordata, Lepidosauria, Squamata, Viperidae. The transcript has 9 exons. Gene Ontology annotation, cellular component: lysosome. Bases 101 to 1378 code for a protein of 425 amino acids. The record is from RefSeq and is a predicted model, not a curated record. Gene Ontology annotation, molecular function: aspartic-type endopeptidase activity. Gene Ontology annotation, biological process: proteolysis.